AUGCCCCAACUACCGUCGCCCCGCCUGCCGGGCGUGAACGUCCUACGGCCAGAAGCUACAGGUCCUGAAUACACAAGAUGGAGACGUGGCGUGAAGAGCGCGUUUGUAGCGAAGGGAACUUGGGCUCAUUGCGAUGGUAGCUGUCCGAUGCCUAUGCCAGACGCCGGGCCAAACUUCUUCUCUCCGGUAUCCUCCCCGAUAAACUCGCAACCGGAGCUAUUGGAAGAGAGAAGAGCUUGGGUGAAGAAGGAUCGGGAUGUCAAGUUGGAUAUUUUCCUUUCGGUCGCCGACGACAUCAAAUUGGAAGUCUUCGAGGUGGGACCGCCCCUCCCACCUUCCGCCAUGACCGCGAAAGAGAUGAUGGAGGCAUUGGACGCGCGCUUUGAGUCGUUCAAGUUCGAAGAGUACCACCACGUCUUCUGCCAUUUUCUGAAUCUUCAUAUCGACCAGUACUCCAACAUCGACGACUUCAACGCCGAGUUCCUGGCUACGUUGGAAGACCUGCUUGACCAUGGCCACCCAAUGUCAAACGCCCAAGCCUGCAGCGCCUACUUCUCCAAGCUGCGCUGCACCCAGAAUCCAUGGGUAACGAAGCAAUUGAAAGCCUGGGAUGCUCAAGACCCCGAGCCCCAGCUAGAGGAGCUCAUGAAACAAUCUCCGCCCUGGUCGAUUAUCCGCCCGCUAAUAACGUCCUCUAAACCCCCUUCUCAUCAAUCGUUUCCGGAGUCAAUUCCAGAGGAGACUCUGGAGGACACGCCCCCACAAUCAGACGGGGAAGAGGCGCCAUCGGAGCACUCAGAAGUCGCAACCGUAUCCUCCAAAUCCUCACACUCCCGCCACUCCUCGCGCUCAACGCAAAAGUCGCAAGAAAUCACCGUCCACGCCUCUUACGAAGACCUCACCGAGCUCGAAGCGUUCCCUAAUGUGCCAGUCAGCAUCCUUCCACCAACAGUCCACAAGCGCACAUCCAGCCUGUCCAAGCUUUCUCUGCAAUCCCUUCCACCACCGAUCAACAGGCCUCUGCCGCCUCUCCCACCA
This is a messenger RNA of Trematosphaeria pertusa, 1038 nucleotides long. RefSeq lists its product as uncharacterized. The annotation marks the transcript as partial. The record is from RefSeq and is a predicted model, not a curated record. The transcript has a single exon. NCBI's taxonomy places the organism in Eukaryota, Fungi, Ascomycota, Dothideomycetes, Pleosporales, Trematosphaeriaceae.